AACGACCGCGCCAUCACCAUCACCACCUCCGCGCUCAGGAACACGCCCUUGACACACGCUUCACAAAUCGAGAAACACAUCGCGAUCGUCUCCGCCAUCGCCCAUCAUGGCGAACUAUCUCGCCUCCAUCUUCGGCACAGAACAAGACAAAGUCAACUGCAGUUUCUACUACAAAAUCGGCGCCUGCCGCCACGGCGACCGCUGCUCGCGCAAACACGUCAAACCCAGCUACUCGCAAACGAUCCUCCUCCCCAACCUCUACCAAAACCCCGCCUACGACAACAAAUCGCGCAUGAACCCGCAGCAACUCCAAAACCACUUCGAUGCCUUCUACGAAGAUUUCUGGUGCGAGAUGUGCAAAUACGGCGAAAUCGAAGAGGUGGUAGUCUGCGAUAACAAUAAUGAUCAUUUGAUCGGGAAUGUGUAUGCGCGGUUCAAGUAUGAGGAUUCGGCGCAGAAGGCUUGCGAUGCGUUGAAUAGUCGGUGGUAUGCGGCGAGGCCGAUUUAUUGCGAAUUGAGUCCUGUGACGGAUUUUAGGGAGGCUUGUUGUAGGCUCAAUUCGGGAGAGGGGUGUGUGAGAGGGGGGUUUUGCAAUUUCAUUCAUCGGAAGGAGCCGAGUCCGGAGUUGGAGAGGGAGCUGGAGUUGGCGACGAAGAAGUGGUUGAGGGAGAGGGGUAGGGAUGAGAGGUCUGUUACGAGGAGUCCAUCGCCGGAGCCAUCGAGGCCGAGAUAUUAGGUGGCUACAGAGGAGUUGGCGGAAAUCUGAAGGAGAAGAGCAGCCUGCAGCGGCGUCGGCGGAGCUGGAGGAGAGGAGCGAGCAUGAGGAGCAUUACAGCUGCCUGAGAUCCGCACAUUGAGACCGCGCCAGGUCUUCGCUUGGGCGCAUUCUGGUGGCGCAUACGAAGUCCUGACGAGACCGCCUCUGCGGCUCAGUCAUCUCGUGCCACAACGUGAGGGCACGAUAUCAGAGAGACUUCCAGAGCGAUUGACCUCAAGGGAGACAGGCCAUCGCACUACCGAACAUGCAAUAUGAGACUGCAUGCAGGAUGUAACAUAGGCAUUCACUGUAGACUAUCCAAAAGAAUUGAGCGAAAAUAA
Cercospora beticola is the source of this 1098-nucleotide messenger RNA. Its product is annotated as zinc finger CCCH domain-containing RNA-binding protein. Gene Ontology annotation, molecular function: pre-mRNA 3'-splice site binding; metal ion binding. The record is from RefSeq and is a predicted model, not a curated record. Gene Ontology annotation, biological process: mRNA splicing, via spliceosome. NCBI's taxonomy places the organism in Eukaryota, Fungi, Ascomycota, Dothideomycetes, Mycosphaerellales, Mycosphaerellaceae. Gene Ontology annotation, cellular component: spliceosomal complex; U2AF complex.